AAUCCCCAAACCCAAACAAAGCCUUAUUCAUUUUAAUCUCUCCUCCUCCUUCUUCUUCUUCUUCUUCCUUCUCCUCCCAUUUUCAUAUAUCACUCUUCUCAUCAUCAGCUCCUUCGUAUAAAACUAUCAUUUAAUCUGCUGUGUUUAAUUUCCAUUUUAGCUAGGGGAGUGGUUAAUCAUUCCAAGAUCAUCCAUGGCGGCGGCGGCGGCGCCUUAUUAUCAGCAUUACCGGUCUCCGUUCGGGGACACCACCCAAACCAAGGUCUUCGUCGGCGGUCUCGCUUGGGAGACUCCGGCCGACGUAAUGCGCCGAUACUUCGACCAGUUCGGUGACAUUCUCGAGGCCGUCAUCAUCACCGACAAGAACACCGGCAAAUCCAAGGGUUACGGCUUCGUAACGUUUCGUGAACCGGAGUCGGCUCGGAGGGCGUGCGAGAACCCGAACCCGGUCAUCGACGGCCGCAAGGCCAAUUGCAACAUUGCGUCCCUCGGACGCCCUAGGCCUUCUCCGUCUCCUCCUCCUCGGGGAGGAAGAGGUCAAGGAGGGAGUGGAUAUGGUCAAGGAGGGGCAGCACAUGGAGGUGGGGGUGGUUUACCAUCCUCUUCUUCAUACAGUGGAGUGGCAGCGCCAUUACCUCCGCCGCCCCCACCACCACCACCACCUCUUAUUUAUCCACCCUACGGGUUUGCUGCCUACCCACCAGACUAUGCUUACCACCAAAGUUUUUACUGUCCACAAUUCCAGCAAACCGCCGCAGCAGCGGCACAGUAUUACCCCUACCACCACCACCAUGUGUAUGGAAGUUCAUCACCAUCACCAUCUCCGUCGUCAUCAUCGUCAGGCAUGAUGGGAUCUCCGCUAUACGGUGGUGGGUAUGGGUAUUCAAGAGGAGCCAUUUCUCCUACAACGCAACGUUUCAAUGGAGGGCCGCCGCCGCCGCCCCCGUCGUCCUACAUUUACUACCCAACAACCGCUCCCGCCCCUCACAUGGAUGCCGCCGCGUCCCCCUUCUCCGCCGCCGCUCCCCCCUUCCUCCAACCUGUCCCAAGGCGUUCCUUUUCUUCACCCUCAGAGACGACACAGACUCCGCAGCAAGCAGAAACAAGGACGACGGAGGUUGGGGGUGUCAUUACCACCUCAUCGGAGAGCCCAAACACAUAAUUACAUUACAUUAAUCAUCCAACAAAUCUACUGUACAAUCAUUAACGUACAAAAUUUAAGCCAUCAAAAAAUAUCUUUUUUUAUUAAAUUUAUUUUUCAUAAGGGGUCAGCCACAUAGGCUCUCAAUGCUAUUCUUCAUCAUCUGGAUCGGAUCUUACCAGGAACCAAAUGCAUGCCCAAUUCUUUUUCUUCUUCUUUUUUACUCCGUAAUAUUUUGGGUUUUUAGCUCUUAAAAUUACCGCUCUGCCCUCCUUUAAUUUUUUAGAAGAAAAUUCUUGGGUCAUUUAUUUUUUUUCAACCUUAAUUUAAUCACUACUAAACUUCUUUUAAUAAUGUCGCAUGGUGGGCUAUUAGACCAUGCGCUAUGGUGUGUUUGACCAAAAAGUGAUGAGGUGGAAUGUGAACUAUUUUAACAAUUUGAAGUGAAUAUGUAUUAAAUUUUUAUUGGUUGAAAAAAAAAGAAGAAAAAAGAAUCACCACGACAACACUAUUGCCAUCAUCCUGCAAGGGGCCACGCCUCUUCAGGGCAGCGCAUGGUGGAGCAGUUUGACAGUGGGCGUCAAGCCUUGGGGGCAUGGCUCAUAACGAAGGGCCUUACAGGGAUAUAUGCAUUGUAAUGUUUCUAUAAUAAAGAAAUUAAACUAGCUAAGUAGUA
Messenger RNA from Cuscuta campestris, 1817 nucleotides. The record is from the annotation of a GenBank genome assembly. Lineage: Eukaryota; Viridiplantae; Streptophyta; Magnoliopsida; Solanales; Convolvulaceae.